Sinocyclocheilus grahami is the source of this 1031-nucleotide messenger RNA. Its product is annotated as alcohol dehydrogenase [NADP(+)] B-like. Lineage: Eukaryota; Metazoa; Chordata; Actinopteri; Cypriniformes; Cyprinidae. The coding region runs from base 161 to 934 and encodes 257 amino acids. The transcript has 9 exons. The record is from RefSeq and is a predicted model, not a curated record.
UAAUGUUAUGGAGACUUUUAUUUUGACGGAUGUUUUUAGAGAACAGCGAACAGGAAGUAAAUUCGUCAACGUUAUGAGAAAAUAUUAAAAUAGUUUUUAAUCAACCUGGAUAGGUGUAUAGCGGAGAAGUUCCUUAAACUAUUAAUACACUGCACACAGGAUGAGUAUGAAUGACUUUGCUGUUCUCAGCACUGGACGAAAGAUGCCCCUUGUGGGACUUGGGACGUGGAAGAGUGAACCAGGACAGGUAAAACAAGCAGUUAUUUGGGCACUGCAAUCUGGCUAUCGGCACAUUGACUGUGCUCCCAUUUAUGGGAAUGAGCCAGAGAUCGGUGAAGCAUUUCAGGAAAUGAUGGGACCUGAAAAAGGCAUAAGGCGGGAGGAUGUAUUUGUGACCUCCAAACUGUGGAACACAAAACACCACCCAGAUGACGUGGAACCAUGUUCACCCAAAAAUUUAAAACAAAGAAAUUCAUCAGUUGCAAGCAUCAAACCAACUGUUUUGCAGGUGGAGUCCCAUCCAUACCUUGCACAGGUUGAGCUGUUGGCUCACUGCCGGGAUCGGAGUUUGGUGAUGACCGCCUACAGUCCGCUAGGAUCUCCUGACCGAGCCUGGAAGCAUCCAGAGGAGCCUGUGCUGUUGGAGGAACCAGCCAUUGCUGCACUAGCCAAGAAAUACAACAAGACUCCUGCACAAAUUAUCAUCAGGUGGCAAACUCAACGAGGAGUAGUGACUAUCCCAAAGAGCAUUACAGAGUCUCGGAUCAAAGAGAAUAUCCAGGUGUUUGAUUUCACACUUGAACCUGAGGAAAUGAAUCAAGUGACAGCAGUGCACAGAGGCUGGCGUUACAUUGUGCCAACCAUUACUGUUGAUGGCAAGUCUGUCCCCCGGGAUGCAGCACAUCCUCACUACCCUUUUAAUGACCCCUAUUAAUGCACACUUCUGUGUGAUUCUGUGCCUUGGAACCAAUGCCUAUUCACUACUCUGUAUACUUCUAAACAUAAUAAAACCUUUUUGUUACAUAUUGAAA